This is a messenger RNA of Python bivittatus (Burmese python), 1749 nucleotides long. RefSeq names its product vomeronasal type-2 receptor 26-like. Gene Ontology annotation, molecular function: G protein-coupled receptor activity. The record is from RefSeq and is a predicted model, not a curated record. Lineage: Eukaryota; Metazoa; Chordata; Lepidosauria; Squamata; Pythonidae. Gene Ontology annotation, biological process: G protein-coupled receptor signaling pathway. Gene Ontology annotation, cellular component: plasma membrane.
AUGCUACUCUUUCUCCUACCCAAUGCUGCAUGCAAAGUACAGAGUGUGAAAUGCUUUGGAAAUCAGCCCUUCCAUGUACCGCAUAAAUGGUUUCAGCCUGGAGACCUCACCAUUGGUGGCAUAGUUUCUCAGAUCAUUUAUAUAUUCUCCAUGGUUUCCUUUGAUGUGCACCCUUCUCAGAAGUUGGGCUUUGAACUUCCAAUAGCAGUAACCAAGUUCUACCAGCACAUCCUGGCCUUGGCAUUUGCUGUGAAGGAGAUCAAUGAAGAUCCUCAGAUCUUAUCUAACAUCACUCUUGGAUUCCAUAUCUGCGAUAGCUACUACGAUGCAAGGAUGACCUAUCGGACCAUCCUAGACCUGCUUUUCAGUUCUUAUAUUUUUGCCCCUAACUACCAAUGUGGUACCAAAAAGUAUGUAAUCACAGUCAUUGGUGGACUAGGUUCUGAUACCUCUUUCCAUAUGUCAGAUAUUUUGGGUCUCUACAAAAUUCCACAGCUUCAUGUAUUUCUUCAAGGGCUUUCAUUUAACAACUCACUGGGUGAAACACUGGUCUUUAGUGAUACCAAGGAGAUUGUAGCAGGAUUUGAUAUAAUGAAUAUUAUCACAUUCCCCAAUAAUUCAUUCCAGAGAGUGAAAGUUGGAAGAGUGGGUUCCAAGGCUUCUGGAGGAGAAGAAUUCUUCAUUAAUGACAGUGUAAUAGAAUGGCACUGGAUUUUUAACCAGACGGUCCCCCUUUCUCAGUGUAGUCUCCCUUGCUACCCUGGUUAUCAGAAGAGAAAAAAGGAAGGAGAAAAGUUUUGUUGCUAUGAUUGUGUUCCCUGUCCAGAAGGGAAGAUGUCCAACCAAACAAGCAUCAUCAACUGCUUCACCUGUCCAACAGAUCAGUAUCCAAAUGAGAAAAAAGAUCAGUGUAUUCUCAAAACAAUUAGCUUCUUGUCUUACGAAGAACCAUUAGGAAUCAGUUUAGCAUCGCUCGCAAUAACUUUUUCCUUUGCUACAACCCUGGUGUUAGGAACUUUUAUUAAGUACAGAGAUACCCCAAUAAUCAUGGCCAACAACCAGGACCUUACCUAUGCUCUUCUGAUGGCCCUCCUGCUCUGCUUCCUGUCUUCCUUGCUCUUUAUUGGCCAGCCUAGGAAGUUGAUGUGCAUUUUCCAGAAAAUUAUUUUCGGCAUUAUCUUUUCUAUAGCAGUCUCAUCUGUGUUGGCCAAAACCAUCACUGUGUUUGUCGCUUUCAUGGCCAUCAAACCAGGAUCAUCUCUGAGGAAGUGGAUGGGGAAAAGAUUGACCACUUCCAUUGUUCUUUCUUGCUCCUUCAUUCAAGCAAGCAUUUGUGCCAUAUGGCUGUCAAUUUCUCCCCCUUUCCCAGAUUUGGAUAUGCUGUCAGAAACUAGAGAGAUCAUAGCAAAAUGCAAUGUGGGCUCUACCAUUAUGUUUUACCUUGUCUUGGGCUAUAUGGGACUGCUGUCCAUCAUCAGCUUUGUGGUGGCUUUCCUAGCUAGAAAAUUGCCAGACACUUACAAUGAAGCCAGAUUCAUCACCUUCAGCAUGCUGAUUUUUUGCAGUGUUUGGCUGUCUUUCAUUCCAACCUACCUGAGCACUAAAGGGAAACACAUGGUUGCUGUGGAGAUCUUCUCCAUCUUAACCUCCACUGCUGGUUUAUUAGGCUGUAUCUUUAUCCCAAAAUGUUACAUUGUCAUAUUUAGACCAGAACUGAAUAACAGGGAGCAGCUGAGAAGAAAGAACUAA